Molecule: messenger RNA, 1473 nt
Organism: Paramecium tetraurelia
Lineage: Eukaryota; Ciliophora; Oligohymenophorea; Peniculida; Parameciidae
Exons: 7
Molecular function (GO): calcium ion binding
Source: RefSeq, a predicted model, not a curated record
AUGUUAAAUUUAUAAACUGUUUUAAGGGGAUUUGAGGAGAAUGGAUUAAAAUAAGAGUAAUAUUUCAGUCAGGAUGAAAUUUUACAUAAAUUGGAUAUAAUGGCGAAACGGGAGUUCGAUCGAGGAAUUGGUGAAUAAAUAUUUGAAUAAUGUCAACCUAUCUAAGAGAAUUUGAAAUUGUUAUUUAGACUAGCAGAUGUUAGUUAAACCUUGGUUGAUGCUAGUUUAAUAUUGAGUGAAAAGAUUAAAAAAGCAGAACUGUAAUUAAAGCUAAUCUCUUAGAAUAAGACAAUUUGCGAGAAAUAAUUAGAUGAAACAUCGGUUUACUCUGAUACAAGAUACUUGUUUUUGACAUUAUUGUGCGCAAAGAAUAUACCAUUAAAGUUAAAAUACUCUAAUUGCCACAUACAAUUGACUUUGGGUGUAACAAAUUAAAUAGCAAGACCAGAAUAAUAAUAUGAUAGAGUAAAUCCAGAAUUCAAUUAAGAUUUUGAAUUUUAAAUCCCUCCAACGACAACAUCCCUUUCGAUUCAGUUUUACAUUCAGACUAAUGCAGCUCCAGCAACUUUAUGGGGAUAAGCAUAUUUGCAAAUUCAGCAAUUAGAUGAUUCAGCAGUAAGAGAUCUAGAACUGUAAUUGAAGGAUCCUUAAGGCAGAGAACUGGGAGCUAGCAUCGAAAUAGAAGCCUAGAUAGUAUUGAAUAAACAUCAAUAUCUGUAAACUCAAUUGCAGAAGUUUGAAUAAAAAAUUUAUACCCUUGAAAAUGAUUUGAAUGAGUACAGAACCGAUUUGGAUGUAGUGGAGAGACCAUUUAAGAUUAAAUUAUUUAAGGAGUAGAGUUUCAAGGACUAAAAGAAUGAUAUGUUUGAAUAAUUCGAUCAGCAAUAAAUGAUGAAUGAGAUGGAUUAAUAGAACCCCAAUUAAUUAUAGGCAUCUGAACACAAAGAUUAAAUAAUAUCUGCAUUAUAAUCAGAAAAGCUCUUAGAUAAGUUUGAUGAAACACCAGAUGCUCCUGAGAUCCUGCAACAUGGUGUCAUCAUAUUCACUAUUUAUGGUUUGAUCACCUUAUUUGUUUGUUCUGCUAAACCCUCUUUCUUAGAUGUCUUGGUUUGCCAUGGUCUCAUGUUCACAAUCUUCAUGGACAGAUUCGAGCCAUUCCAUUUAAAGCUUGUUGGAGGAGGCCUAGUAGCUUCCAUCUUUUAUGAUAUCUUAUGGAUGAAAUAAUACCAUUUAUGGUGGGAAAGCGAUGAUCAAAACAAUCCAGAAUGGGGAUUGAAGGCACAAACCUUACUAAGAUUUGUUUUAGUUUUUACUUAUAUCCAAUUCUUGUAUAAAUUUGUUGUCUGUUAUUAUAUAUAUUAAUUUCAUAGAGAAUCUAUUGAUCCCACCAAAAGAUACAUUUUUACAAUUUGGAGAAUUUAAUAUAAAGUAGGUAAAAGUAGGGGUGAGAGUUCAACCUGGUAAUCAAUGUGA